Molecule: messenger RNA, 1386 nt
Organism: Toxorhynchites rutilus septentrionalis
Lineage: Eukaryota; Metazoa; Arthropoda; Insecta; Diptera; Culicidae
Exons: 1
Coding region: 1-1386 (461 amino acids)
Biological process (GO): DNA integration
Molecular function (GO): nucleic acid binding
Source: RefSeq, a predicted model, not a curated record
AUGUCGCUUUCCGUUGAGCAAAUCUCCCAAACUAAAACACAUCUUGUUAGACUGGCUCAAGCCGACUGUUUUCAAGACGAAAUUCGUGACCUUCGUCAAGGACGACCUUUGAAGAAGAGCUCUCCGAUAAGACUGCUGAAUCCAUUCGUCGAUACUGAGGGUACCUUGAGGGUUGGGGGGCGGUUAAAACUUUCUGAACAGCCAUAUUUAUUCAAACAUCCAGCCUUGCUCCCUAGCUUUCAUCCCCUCGCCAAGCUGAUAGCCAAAUCCUUCCAUUACAAACUGGUUCAUGGUGGCGGUCACGUCACCCUAUCGAACAUGCGUGAGGAGUAUUGGCCAUUACAAGGACGAAGACUAGUACGCAGCGUCAUCAGAAACUGCUACCAAUGCGCUCGAGCCAAUCCCGUUCCAGUCCAGCAACAAAUUGGUCAGCUGCCUGCCCAGCGGAUCACUGUCAGCAAGCCGUUUGCUGUUACCGGUGUGGAUUACGCCGGUCCAGUUUAUUUAAAGCCGAUCCACAAACGAGCUCAACCGACGAAGGCAUACAUCUGUCUAUUUGUCUGCUUCACGACGAAGGCAGUGCAUCUAGAGCUUGCCGGUGACCUCUCAACAGUAGCCUUCCUCAAGGCAUUCCGCCGUUUUGUAUCUCGCCGAGGUCGACCAGCACACCUGCAUUCCGACAAUGGGAAGAACUUCAUUGGGGCCAAAAAUGAGCUGCACCAAAUCUACCAAAUGCUCCACAGCCAGCAGGAGAUGGAAAAAAUCCAGAAAGUAUGUGCCGAAGAAGAAAUCAUUUGGCACUUGAACCCACCGAAGGCGCCUCAUUUCGGUGGGCUUUGGGAAGCGGCAGUCAAGGUUGCCAAAACCCACCUGUACCGUCACCUCGGGAACACCUUGCUGUCGUUUGAGAACCUGUCUACAGUUUUAGUAGAAAUCGAAGCUGCGAUGAACUCGCGGCCACUUGUUCCGAUGACCGAAGACCCGAACGACUUCUCCGUUCUGACGCCAGCACAUUUCAUUAUCGGAUCGACAAUGCAUUCCCUGCCCAGUCCCAACGUUUGCGACUUCCCAUGGUCGCGGCUUGACCACUAUCACCAGCUGCAGCAGUUAUAUCAGCAGUUCUGGCACCAUUGGAGAACCGAGUACCUCCAGGAACUCCAAAAGGACACCAGAAGCUGCCAACCAAACGCUGCAAUUACGCCUGGCAGGCUAGUGGUGGUCAUCGAUGAAUUCCAGCACCCAGUUCGUUGGCCACUCGCCCGGAUUGAGGCUGUCCAUCCAGGCGCAGAUGGACUUGUUCGCGUGGUGACGCUACGCACGCCGAGAGGAACCAUCAAGCGCCCAGUCACAAAGAUCUGCAUAUUGCCAACAGACCAAGAAGAUUAA